AAUAUGGAGAUUCUGUACGCUGCGCUUGCAAUUUUGAGCUUGAUUUUCAUGUUGUUUUUUCGAAAAUUUCCUUAUUUCCUGCAUGACUGCAUGUUCGUAAUGAAAACUCUCAGGAUCAGGUCCAAGCGCAUGAAGUUCCGGAAGAGAGUUCCGUUCUACACAGUGCUCGACUGCUUUCUGGAUGCAGUACACAGACACCCACACAAACCCUUUAUUAUUUUUGAGGAUGAUAAUGUCUACACGUAUCUGCAGGUGGACCACUGGAGCAACAGGGCAGCACACGCACUGCGUAAACACGCCAACCUGCGAGAGGGCGAUAUAGCCACACUGCUCAUUGACAAUGAACCAAACUUCAUUUUCCUCUGGCUCGGGCUGAUGAAGAUCGGAUGUUCUACAUCGCUUCUCAACACCAACAUUCGGGGCAAAUCACUCAUGCACUGCUUCACGUGUUGUGAGGCGAAAGUGCUGAUAGCAGGGGCAGAGUAUCGCAGUGCUGUUUGUGAGGUGCUGCCGGAGUUGCAUGAACGUGGUGUGUGUGUUUUCCUGUUGUGCGAUAAUUGUGACAUGGAUGGACUCCAUUCUCUGAAAGACAAGAUAGACAACAGUGAUGACGGGCCCGUGAGUCACACACUGAGAGCGAAUGUCACAAUGAGAAGUCCUGCCAUGUACAUCUAUACAUCAGGAACUACAGGUCUCCCUAAAGCAGGGGUUAUACUUCACGAUCGAAUAUGGGCUGGCACUUUCUUCCUGUCUCUGUUUGGCGUCAAGCAUGAUGAUGUCAUCUACAUACCCCUCCCCCUUUACCAUGCUUCAGGACUGAUCAUUGGCUUGAACGGGGCAAUAGAGAGGGGAAUCACAGUGGUGUUAAAGAGGAAGUUCUCUGUGUCUCAGUUCUGGGAUGACUGCAGGAAAUACAAUGUGACGGUGAUCCAGUAUAUUGGCGAGGUCAUGCGCUACCUCUGUAACACACCCAAGAAAGAGACAGACUGGCAGCGUAAGGUGCGAAUGGCCAUUGGAAACGGACUUCGUGCUGAUGUGUGGCAAGAAUUUCAGCACAGGUUUGGUGUGAAAAACAUUAAAGAGUUCUACGCUGCGUCUGAUGGGAACAUGGGCUUCUUUAACUACGUGGGGAAAGUAAGCGCUGUGGGCAAAGUGAACUUUCUCCAAAAGAAAUUGUCUCCUCAUUCACUGAUUCAGUAUGAUCCUGAGGUACAGGGGCCGGUGCGGGACAGCAGAGGGCGCUGUGUCCCUGUCCCUACAGGUGAAACAGGGCUCCUGGUCUGUAAGAUCACUGAGAUCACUCCAUUUGCAGGAUAUGCAGGAAAUCCAGAACAAACAGAGAAGAAGAAGCUGCGUAACGUGUUUGAGGAUGGGGACGUUUAUCUGAACAGUGGAGACUUGAUGAGGAUGGACCACCAUGGCUUUGUGUACUUCCAGGACCGGGUUGGAGACACUUUCAGAUGGAAAGGAGAGAACGUGGCCACGACUGAAGUGGCUGACAUUAUUUCAGUGCUGGAUUUUGUUGAAGAUGUGACUGUGUACGGUGUUGAGGUUCCAGGUCAUGAGGGGCGUGUCGGCAUGGCAGCAUUGACAAUAAAGGAGCAGCAAGAGUUUGAUUGCAAAAAAGCUUUCAAUCAUGUCACCAACUUCCUGCCUGCAUACGCCCAGCCACGCUUCAUACGCAUCCUGAGGAGCAUGGAGCUGACUGGGACAUUUAAACAGGUGAAAAUGUCUCUAAUGAAGGAUGGAUUUGAUCCUGGGAAAAUGAGUCUGCCCAUCUACUUUCUGCAGGAGAGCAGCAAGAGCUACGUCGCCCUCACACACAUGCACUACAACGCUAUCAUAUCAGGGGAGAUCAGAAUCUGA
Messenger RNA from Neoarius graeffei (lesser salmon catfish), 1866 nucleotides. RefSeq names its product long-chain fatty acid transport protein 2-like. NCBI's taxonomy places the organism in Eukaryota, Metazoa, Chordata, Actinopteri, Siluriformes, Ariidae. Gene Ontology annotation, molecular function: long-chain fatty acid-CoA ligase activity; long-chain fatty acid transmembrane transporter activity. Bases 4 to 1866 code for a protein of 620 amino acids. The transcript is spliced from 11 exons. The record is from RefSeq and is a predicted model, not a curated record.